Molecule: messenger RNA, 1872 nt
Organism: Saccharomyces kudriavzevii IFO 1802
Lineage: Eukaryota; Fungi; Ascomycota; Saccharomycetes; Saccharomycetales; Saccharomycetaceae
Gene: SKN7
Product: kinase-regulated stress-responsive transcription factor SKN7
Exons: 1
Coding region: 1-1872 (623 amino acids)
Biological process (GO): phosphorelay signal transduction system; regulation of DNA-templated transcription
Molecular function (GO): DNA-binding transcription factor activity; sequence-specific DNA binding; phosphorelay response regulator activity
Source: RefSeq, a predicted model, not a curated record
AUGAGCUUUUCCACUAUAAAUAGCAACGUUAAUAAAACUGCCGGUGAUAGCAAUAAUAACACAACCGAAAAUAGCUCGACUGCAGACCUCUUAGGAAUGGACCUGUUGCAGAGCGGGCACCGACUGAUGAACACGAUGCAACCGAAUAACUCUCCUGAUAUGGUGCUCAUGAAUAAUAAGGCUAAUAAUGUUCAGCAACCUAGUGGAAACAUCAAUAGCAGUAGCACCAGUACGGGUGCUAAAGCUCCAGCAAAUGAGUUUGUAAGAAAGCUUUUCCGGAUACUGGAAAAUAACGAGUAUCCUGAUAUCGUGACCUGGACUGAGAACGGUAAAAGUUUUGUUGUCUUGGACACGGGGAAGUUCACUACGCAUAUAUUACCCAAUCAUUUCAAACAUUCGAAUUUUGCCUCGUUUGUGAGGCAGUUAAAUAAAUACGACUUUCAUAAGGUUAAGAGAAGCCCUGAAGAGAGACAGAGAUGCAAGUAUGGCGAACAAAGUUGGGAAUUUCAGCACCCGGAAUUCAGAGUGCACUACGGAAAGGGCCUUGAUAACAUUAAAAGGAAAAUCCCAGCUCAAAGGAAAGUACUGUUGGACGAGUCUCAAAAGGCCCUUUUGCAUUUCAAUAGUGAAGGUACCAACCCGAACAACCCUUCUGGAUCUCUCUUAAAUGAAUCCACCACAGAACUCUUAUUAAGCAACACUGUAAGUAAAGAUGCGUUCGGAAAUUUGAGAAGGCGGGUAGACAAACUUCAAAAGGAGUUAGAUAUGUCCAAGAUGGAGAGUUAUGCCACUAAAGUUGAAUUACAGAAGUUGAAUUCGAAAUAUAAUACGGUGAUCGAAAGUUUAAUAACGUUUAAGACAAUAAAUGAAAAUUUACUAAAUAAUUUCAACACCUUAUGCUCCACUUUGGCAAAUAACGGUAUUGAAGUUCCCAUAUUUGGCGACAAUGGAAAUCAAAACGCAACGGGUAAUGCUAACAACCCGGCAGCUAUCGCGGCUAUCCAUGGCAACAGCAAUCACACUAAUAAUGCCUCUCCAGCGACAUCUACAGUAUCCUUACAACUACCUAGUUUGCCCGAUGAGAAUAGUCUUACACCAAAUGCUCAAGCAAACACUGUCACCCUACGAAAAGGAUUCCAUGUACUACUGGUAGAAGAUGACGUAGUGUCCAUACAGCUUUGCUCGAAAUUUCUACGGAAAUAUGGCUGUACCGUCCAGGUUGUUACCGACGGCCUUUCAGCCAUUUCAACACUGGAAAAAUUCAGAUACGAUUUGGUUCUAAUGGACAUUGUUAUGCCCAAUCUGGAUGGUGCCACAGCUACAUCCAUCGUAAGAAGUUUUGAUAACGAAACUCCCAUCAUUGCCAUGACUGGUAACAUUAUGAAUCAAGAUUUGAUCACCUAUCUACAGCAUGGUAUGAACGAUAUUUUGGCUAAACCAUUCACGAGAGACGAUUUACAUUCUAUUCUUAUACGUUACCUAAAAGACCGUAUUCCCUUGUGUGAACAGCAACUACCACCGCGUAACUCUUCACCACAAACACAUUCUAAUACUAAUACAGCCAAUUCUAACCCUAACACAAUCAACGAACACUCAUUAGCCAUGUUACCGCAAGAUAAUCCGUCGACUACAACACCUGUUACCCCAGGUGCUUCCAUAUCGUCCGGGCACCAUGGUCAACAAGGACAGCAGGAACAGCAGCAACAGCUUUUCCAUACUCAGCAGCAACAGCACCACAACAUCGCUGCUAGUGCCAGAUCAGACGUGCCUAUACCGAACUUGGAACAUGAAAUCAAUACAGUGCCACAUUCCUCAAUGGGUUCCACCCCGCAAUUGCCACAGUCUACACUUCAAGAAAAUCAGCUGUCGUGA